AUGAGAGGAUUUCCACUACUUGCGACCGUCGUGCUAGCAGCCUUGGUUGGAAGCAGCAGUGCAGCUUCCAUCCGAAAGGUGACUGUGAUGAGUGCUACUUGCAAGGGAGCUUCUGGACCAUUUCCGAACCCAGACAGCUGCAGAAGCUUCCUACAAUGUGAGCCAUCAGGCGUUGCAACCGUCAUCCCAUGCCCAGCAAACCUCGAGUUUAAUCCAAAUCUGAGGGUGUGUGACUUCCCAGAGAGAGCUGGUUGCUCCUCAUCACCGUCUGCACCAGCUGACGACGACAAUGGAAAUGGUGGGGGAUCAGAUGAUAACGGAGGCGAUUCACCAGAUCCACCAUCUGGCGACGCCCCCACCUGUCCCCCAUGGAAUCCUAAUGACGUCACCCAGCUGCCAAAUCCGAAUGACUGCAGCAGCUUCUACAAGUGUGACGAGAACGGCGUUGCCUGGGUCAUCGAAUGCCCAGCCGGUCUCGAAUACAAUGCAGAGCUGAGAGUGUGUGACUACCCAGAAACUGCUGGUUGCUCAUCGUCUGCACCAAGCAACCCAUCUGAUGAUACACCUUCUGAGGGGGGUGAAAAUAAUGGAAAUUCUGACGGAGGUAAUGAUGUGAGUCCAAAUCCACCAGCUGGAGAUGCUCCUACUUGUCCAGCUUGGAAUCCAAACGACGUCACACAGUUGCCCAAUCCCAGUGACUGCAGCAGCUUCUACAAAUGCGACGAGAAUGGUGUGGCUUGGCUCAUACCAUGCCCAGCUGGACUCGAGUACAAUGCAAACCUGAGGGUAUGCGACUACCCAGAGAGUGCUGGUUGCUCAUCGUCUGCUGAUCCAAGUAACCCAUCUGGCGACGAUUCCUCUAAUGGCGGUCAAGACAACGGAAAUACUGGCUCUGGUAACGGCGAAAGCCCACAGGAUCCUGCUGCAGAUGCUCCAGCAUGCCCACCUUGGAAUCCGGAUGACGUCACUCAGUUGCCUAACCCUAGCGACUGUGACAGCUUCUACAAGUGCGACGAGAACGGAGUUGCCUGGUUGAUACCAUGCCCAGCAGGCCUCCAAUACAACGCCGAGCUGAGAAUGAGUGCAACUUGCAAGGGAGCUUCUGGGCCAUUUCCGAACCCAGACAGCUGCAGAAGCUUCCUACAAUGUGAGCCAUCAGGCGUUGCAACCGUCAUCCCAUGCCCAGCAAACCUCGAGUUUAAUGCGAAUCUGAGGGUGUGCGACUUCCCAGAGAGAGCUGGCUGCUCCUCAUCACCGUCUCCACCAGCUGACGACGACAAUGGAAAUGGUGGGGGAUCAGAUGAUAACGGAGGCGCUUCACCAGAUCCACCAUCUGGCGACGCCCCCAGCUGUCCCCCAUGGAAUCCUAAUGACGCCACCCAACUGCCCAAUCCGAAUGACUGCAGCAGCUUCUACAAGUGUGACGAGAACGGCGUUGCCUGGGUCAUUGAAUGCCCAGCCGGUCUCGAAUACAAUGCAGAUCUGAGAGUGUGUGACUACCCAGAAAAUGCUGGUUGCUCAUCAUCUGCACCAAGCAACCCAUCUGAUGAUACACCUUCUGAGGGGGGUUAA
Messenger RNA from Schistocerca serialis cubense, 1572 nucleotides. RefSeq names its product chondroitin proteoglycan 2-like. The record is from RefSeq and is a predicted model, not a curated record. Gene Ontology annotation, cellular component: extracellular region. NCBI's taxonomy places the organism in Eukaryota, Metazoa, Arthropoda, Insecta, Orthoptera, Acrididae. Gene Ontology annotation, molecular function: chitin binding. The transcript is spliced from 4 exons. Bases 1 to 1572 code for a protein of 523 amino acids.